AUGGCGCAGGGAACCGUGAAGGAGACUAUUCGGUUCAUGAGGUAUGAUAGUGGUCAUCAAAUGUUCAUUGAACAAGAAAUCAAACGACUCGUUGGAGUUGGUUCACGGAUUGCAACAUUGAUCGACGUUGGAGGAUCUUAUGAGCGACGCCGAAUCUAUGCAGUCAAGCUAAGUUCUGGUUCUGGCAAGAAGACUUUGUUUAUGAACUGUGGUAUUCAUGCCCGCGAGUGGAUUACCCCAGCAACGUGCAUGUAUAUGCUAAGAGAGAUUAUUACAAAAUAUGGUUCAGACUCGAGUAUCAACGCCAUACUUAACAAACUGGACGUGAUAAUCAUGCCUGUGCUAAACGUUGAUGGAUAUACCUACACGUGGAAUGGUGGUCGUGCUAGAAUGUGGAGGAAGACAAGAUCACCUCAAGUAGGAGGCUGUGUGGGUGCUGAUCCGAACAGAAACUACAAUGCCAAAUGGGGAGGAGCUGGAACUAGCAGCAAUCCUUGUAGAGACACCUAUCCCGGUACCAGGCCCUUCUCGGAGAUAGAAACUCGUAACGUGGCUCACUUUCUGUACAAUAUCAGAUCGAGUCUAGUAGGGUACCUCGAUAUUCAUGCUUAUAGUCAAUUCUGGAUGACACCCUAUGGACACGCUAGAGGUGCCUACCCACCGACAUACAGCGAAAUGAUGCGUGUCGCCAGUAUUGCCACCAGUGCGUUGAAGAGAUUCUAUGGUACUUCCUACAGACAUGGGUCUGUAGCUGAUAUCAUUUACUCUGCUACUGGAGGAACAAUAGACUGGGCAGCUGCCACUCUUGGAGUGAAAUAUUCAUACGGACUGGAGUUGCGUGAUCAAGGUCGAUAUGGUUUUUUAUUGCCCGCCAAUCAAAUUAAACCAACCGGAGAGGAAACGUUUGGUGCUAUAAAAGCAAUGAUUAGAGAGAUGAGAAUCUAAAACGCAAUAAAGAUAAU
This is a messenger RNA of Exaiptasia diaphana, 962 nucleotides long. RefSeq names its product carboxypeptidase A2. Gene Ontology annotation, molecular function: metallocarboxypeptidase activity; zinc ion binding. The record is from RefSeq and is a predicted model, not a curated record. Lineage: Eukaryota; Metazoa; Cnidaria; Anthozoa; Actiniaria; Aiptasiidae. The transcript is spliced from 8 exons. Gene Ontology annotation, biological process: proteolysis. Bases 1 to 945 code for a protein of 314 amino acids.